GCGACAACGACCAUGGCAGAUCUGCCUCCACGUCCCACAUUCGAACCUCCUCCAGAUCGUCCCCCGAGACAUCUAGGGCCUCCAGGACCUGACGACCGUGAUAGAUACCCUUCGUCUUCUUACCUUCCUAGAGGAGACCAUUACGAAUCUCGAAGAGAACGAGAAAGUUAUCACAGAGAUUACGACCCAAGAGAUAGAGACCAUGAAAGAGACAGAGUCUGGAAUGAUAGGGAUAGAUUUCCUCCACGAGAGAGGUCUCGUUUCGAUGAGUAUGACAGAAGAGGUCCUCCUCCUCCCCCAUACCGAGGAAGUCGAGAUUUCGAUAGAAGGCGUUCUCCCCCACCGCGACCGAGCUAUGAUAGAGAUAGAGACAGAGAUCGACCUUCCUAUUAUCGACCUCGCGACCGUUCACCAGACCGCAGAGACGACUGGCAUCGGAGACGACCUCUUUCACCUGGACCGAGAUACCCUGACAGCUACAGGCAUAACUCAAGGUCGCCACCUCCUAGACGUCGAUACAGUCGUAGUCGUUCACCACCAUUUCGUCGAACUUCAUCACGUUCCCGUUCCCCACCACCUCCCCCGAAACGUCUAAGACUUGGGAACCAUUCUAUUGGGAGUCCGUACUCGAGGUCUCCCUCUCCUCGGUCGCGUUAUCGUUCACCCUCCCCUCGCCGGCACCAACCACCUCCAUAUCGUGAUGAUCGGCGCCGAAGUCUUUCUCCUGAUCGUCUGUCGACACGGCGGCAUUCACGUCCUCCUUCACGCGCGUCAAGAGGCAGUCGACGGGAUUCUCAGGUUGAGUUCGGAGAGCACGUUGAAGGUGGGAGAGGGUCAGGAAGUAGAACGUCGGAACCGGUAAUGGAAAGGCAUAGAAGCAGAACUCGUUCGCCCCCGAGACCCAGUUAUCAACAACGUCAACUGUCGAUAUCUUCACCGGUAUCCAAGGGUAUGGUUGUUGAUAGUGGGCGGCAGUCGCCCAUACCGCAGUCACCACUUGGAACGAAGAACGGGGAUGGAGACAUACAGAUGAUACCAACAGCACCCGCCGAAACCUAUGAACGAUCGCCCCAAUUUUCUUCACCGAGACAACCUAGUCCACCGCGAGAACCGCGUGGGGCCGGAGAGCUACCAAGACAGCCUCGAAUGCAAAUGGCACAACGAGGAAGAGGAGAUUUCCGUGGAGGUAGUGUUGGUGGUGUUGGACGAGGAGUAGGAGGACCAUUCCGAGGCACUGGUGCUGAACCACCUCGGGGACCUCGACAUCGUGGACCACCUACAACUAGUAUGAUUAACACUACCGCUGCUCCUAGUACAUCUGGCGGCGUCAACUCUCAGUCGCCCGCUUCUGCACCGUAUAAUGGUAGCGCUCCAACGACACCACAAAUACCGAGUCAAGCCCCAACUCCGGUGAUGGAGAUUGUACCCUAUGAACAGCUGCUUGGGGAGCAUUCGAUGUAUAAACAACUGAAGAAUGCACAGACUAUAAUUGAGAGUCAAUACAAGGACAAGUUGAACAUUGAGCGAGAGUAUAAAAACGUUUAUAGGGCUACGCGACGUGCGCUUCAUGAUUUCGAGCUGUCAACCAUUGAUUUGAGGGCCUCGGAAGUGAGGAGAAAGGCCACGUCUGCUCAGUUGGACCUGGCAAGAGAGGGAGCUCUCGGGAUCGACUAUGUUGGUGAAAGGAAUAAGGUACCCGUAUCGGUAUAA
Marasmius oreades (fairy-ring Marasmius) is the source of this 1710-nucleotide messenger RNA. RefSeq lists its product as uncharacterized. NCBI's taxonomy places the organism in Eukaryota, Fungi, Basidiomycota, Agaricomycetes, Agaricales, Marasmiaceae. The record is from RefSeq and is a predicted model, not a curated record. The transcript has 3 exons. The coding region runs from base 13 to 1710 and encodes 565 amino acids.